Molecule: messenger RNA, 336 nt
Organism: Perkinsus marinus ATCC 50983
Lineage: Eukaryota; Perkinsozoa; Perkinsida; Perkinsidae
Product: 60s ribosomal protein l4, putative
Exons: 1
Coding region: 1-336 (111 amino acids)
Cellular component (GO): cytosolic large ribosomal subunit
Molecular function (GO): RNA binding; structural constituent of ribosome
Source: RefSeq, a predicted model, not a curated record
AUGACCAAUGCUGAUGUGGCUAAGAUCAUCAACUCUGAAGAGGUUCAGGCUGUCUGCCGUCCUGCUCUUGCUCCUGCUCGCCGUGUUGGCCAGAAGAAGAAUGCCCUUAAGAACCGCCAGAUGAUGGCUAAGCUUAACCCUGGUGCUCUCCAUCGUGCUAAGCUGCGUGCUCAGGCCCAGCAGGAGGGUACUCAGGCUCAUGCUCAGAAGGUUGCUGCUAUCCGUGCCCGUGCUGAGCAGGCUAAGAAGAGCGCUAAUGUCGGUAAGACCUUCUACAAGGAGCUUACUGCCGCUUAUCAGCCCUCCGUCGAGAGCGAGUCGGAGGAUGAGGAGUAA